Messenger RNA from Mizuhopecten yessoensis (Yesso scallop), 5619 nucleotides. RefSeq lists its product as uncharacterized. The transcript has 22 exons. Gene Ontology annotation, cellular component: signaling receptor complex. Gene Ontology annotation, molecular function: ATP binding; protein binding; transmembrane receptor protein tyrosine kinase activity. The record is from RefSeq and is a predicted model, not a curated record. Gene Ontology annotation, biological process: positive regulation of kinase activity; cell surface receptor protein tyrosine kinase signaling pathway; multicellular organism development. The coding region runs from base 15 to 3626 and encodes 1203 amino acids. Lineage: Eukaryota; Metazoa; Mollusca; Bivalvia; Pectinida; Pectinidae.
GUCUAUAGCCGACCAUGGAGAUUACACUUAUUAUCCUGGCUAUAACUGGAUUCAGCAUUAGUAUUUGCUACGGGAACACGUGUUAUUUCCAGAAGACACUUUACAGAUGGGGAACCACAAAAGUAGGAUGGUGGGGAAGAAAAAAUGUAAGAAGGGUUUACUAUUCAACAGGUUCACGCUGUUGUACUGGGUACAACGGGCCAUCUUGUAGAACUCCUAUUUGCAAUCCUCCUUGUAUUGGUGGUACCUGUGUGUCACCUAAUAGGUGUCAAUGCGACAACGCUCAUACAGGAAGCACCUGUCAAACAGUUUUAUGUUCUCACCUGAAACCUUGCUUCCCCGGGCAUUGCACGUAUCCUCACAACUGUAGAUGUCAGUCUGGUUUCACAGGCACCACUUGCCUAACAUUGCAAGCUUCUCAAACACCAUAUCUCCUUCGCACCAGCACAUACCUCGUCAAUCAGGAAAGAACGAGCGGUAAAGUGUUCGCCAGAUUCCUGUCCGAUUCCACAGCACCAAACACUGGUUAUACAGAUAGAAUUUGGUUGAUGAAGCAUGAUUUCAAUAUCAUCAACAUCUACUUCGAAUCAAUGUACAACUAUCCCUUGCUGGAGGAGAAUGGCAAUUACAUUGAAAACUACGGCUUUGGGAUAGUGGACGGGCGAGCUCGUUUGACACUUACAAAAAUUCAGCAACAAGGAUCCUCUACGUCAUAUAGACAACAGAAAAACUACACCUGUCCACACAACCCCAAUACAGCUAAACCACAAGAAGGUGUCUUUAAAUGCAACAUAACUGAUACUGAUUUUGAUUGGUUGUUAGAAAAUGGAGAUAUUAUGGUGGCUACGGUAUCAACACAGAGUGGGGGAUUCCGAGAUAUCCGGUCGCUAGAUACAUUAUCACAUUACCAAACCGACAUUUAUGAAAGUCAAACGGCAACAAAACAGAUGCAGUUCAUGUUCGACCACCACCCACCUGACCACUGUAUGGAAACGAAAACAUGUUCCCGACAGCCGCUUCUAAUUAGUAAUGACAUCUCAAAGGGACCUGUAACCAUAUCGUGGGACGGUUGGAACGACACUUUAUCGGGUAUCCACAUCUACACUGUACAGGUAUAUCCUUUAAAACCAGACAGGACAGGCGACCUGACCGAGGUCAAUCCCACCAGCCCUAUCUACUACUUGACCAAUUUGACUAAUACCUCGAACCCGACAUACCUACCACCUUCUCCUGGAAUGUAUUCCGUUCUGUUGGAGGUAGGAGAUAAAGCUAACAACACCAAGUACAGCCGAAGGACGCUGCUGUUUGAUAACGAAUCUAACGUCACCAUGACAGCCAAUCCUAUAACGGUAGAGGGCGCUGUAGGACCUGCAAACAGUAUCUGGAUAGAUAACCUAGACAGACAAGUAGUGAUUAACUGGCAAGGUGUUUUCGAAAAUAAAAAUCAUAAAAAAUUAAAUCUGCUGAAUACUAUUGCAACAUUCAAACCGCAGACAAUAAUGCACUUCCGACAUAAGAACGUGUCCUCAGUCUUGGAUGAUCACGAAGGAAAACGUACACUUAAGAAAAUAGCUAACAAAAAUGGAAUAACCAAAGUACAAAUAACUCAUAAUCUCAAAGGUCAUGGGGGGCUUCGACCUUGGACAAAUGUGGCUGGCUUUCUGGACGAGAAGGCGACCCUGAACAUUUCACGUUUGGACGGCGAAACAAUACAGAUAUCAGUAAAGGCCUUUGAUGUGAUGGGGAACAGUGCCACGCAGUCAAUAUUCAUGAAUGUUGACUCAACAUUACCUCAUAUGGAAGAACCUAAAUUGGACCCGAAUGUUAAAAAUGGAUCAUUUCCGUUCUCAAGUGGUGUCCGAUUCUUGGCAUACGAUGGGCAGAGUGGGAUUACCAUGUUUAAAUGGAAGAUCAAGACAAACGAUUCCGAAGAGAUUUUUCAUGAGGGACAAUCACAAGGGAACCGAACAGAGAGAAAGCCAUCUAAACUUGAGGGAGAAUGCAGUCCAGCAGGAGGCUGUUUCUAUUACCUCCACCAGUUUGAGAUAAACAACUGCUGGCUGAUGGUACCCAAAGAUAAGCUGGAGACACAGGUCAUUGAUAUUCACAUUGACGUUUUCAACCUGGCAAUGCUCUAUUCAUCCGUUCGUUUGCAGAUUAAGCAUUUGCCUUCGUUUGAUGGUAUAGAGGAGUAUUACGGACCGAUGGACCUUGUGGUUUCCGGAAAAACAUCCAGCAGCGCGAACUUCCAGUGGCACCAGGGACCGAGCUGUUACGACCGAACAGAUAUACUACUGAUGUAUAAUGAGUCUGGACAGACACGGACAAUGCACGUACACAAGGACUCGGAAUACUACACGCUUGGGAACCUGGAUCCGGAGACUACGUACACCGCCAAGUUUGUCGUUGAGUACGGCAAUGAAAAAAGUGACCCCGUACAAAUUACUUUCAUGACAGGAGAAUAUGAAGGUUUAUCAGCGGGCGUUAUAUCAGCAAUCACUAUAGUUAUGCUGAUCCUUGUGGGCUUACUAAUAGCUGGUAUAGUGCUCUGGAGGACAGGCAAGCUCAAUCGCUACAAGGAAUCAAUCUACGGUCCAAUACAGCGGCGGAUAACCAGGCGUCGGCGAUCUAAUACCUACACCAACUCGAGAGAGGUCAACAAGCAUCAAGAACGAAAGUCAUUUGCGAACCUGGCCUAUUCGGAUGUCGGUGAUGAGGAUGUGUAUAUGUAUGGUCAAAUGGUAUUUAAUGAGAACCAGCCGUGGGAGGUUCAUCACGCUGAAGUGUCUCUAGUUGAAAAGAUGAUUUCAGGACGGUUUGCUGACGUUUUCAAAGCUUCACAAAACUCCAAAAGGAACAAAAGAAAAAUCGUCGUCGCCAAAGUGUUAAAAGAGUCACAUACCGAAAUAGACGAGUUGGUAAUGAAUGCUAAGAUAAACUUCUUCGCCACAAAGGUUGGUUCCCAUACCAACGUUAUUCAAUUCCUUGGGGCUAUCAUUGACAACAAACCACUGGGUCCUUUCAUGCUGUUGGAGUUGUGUGAGACAGGUGUAAUGAGGACGUGGCUGCAGAAUCACCGAACGAAUGUGACCGACAGUGUCGUAGAUACCCUGUAUCGUAUGACCUUUGACAUAGCUAAGGGAAUGGAUUUACUCGCCUCCAAACAGAUUAUUCAUCGCCAUCUUGCUGCCAGGAAUAUUUUAUUGACGUCGUCACUGGAAGCGAAAGUUGCGGGUUUUGGACCUACGAAGGAAAGUGAGCAACAAGAUGCUGACACUGGCAGGGAAAAGGUACCAAUCAAGUGGAUGGCUCCAGAAUGUAUGACGUCAUUGAAAGACGCUACAAUGCAGAGUGAUGUGUGGUCAUAUGCAAUCGUCAUAUGGGAAAUAUUCAGUUUAGGUGACACUCCAUAUCCCGGGAUACGGAGUAUGGACGUGGCCACCAAGGUUACCAAUGGGUACCGUAUGAGCCGUCCUGAGUAUUGUGCUGACAUGCACUAUGAGUUAAUGAAGAAAUGCUGGCAGGAUAACCAGUCGUCACGGCCAAAGUUCUCCGCCAUCGUUCAGGAAAUCAGCAGCACCUUCAGUUCGAGCCAGGGCGACUACUAUUAUUACGCCGCGCAGUGACCAGGGGGACUGAUAACCUCUACCUCUGGUAUUCCACUAAAGAACCACACAUCGAGGUCCUGACUACUACUACGACUAAACCUAGAUACUGCUUAUGUUGACUGAUGUUUCUCAAAAAAGUGGCAAUCAGGAACAGAUAACUGCAACACCCGUAAGUGACCACAUGGACGGUCUACUUCCACUCACCACUCAACAUAGUCAUUAUAGAGUCUGACUGUUGCUACAAUUAAAUGUGCUAGAUCGUAAGACCACGAAGUGAUCUCAAUGAAACCUUUCUGCUUAACCAUUUUUUUCCCUUAAAUCUUCGUUCAGUGAAAUGCGGAAUUAUAUAUACGCAAAUAUGUUUUUACAAAUAUAAUAUGUGAUUGUGUGAUUUUAAAAUAUUAUGUAUGUUUAUUAAUUGCUCGACGUAGUUUGUACAAAUGUUGAUAAACUAGGCAUUUUCGAUGAAAGUCUAUUCUUCUAGAAGGUGUAAAUAUGUAGAAGUGUAAUGAAUAUUAAAAACAAAUGUCGAUUAUAUUUUCAUAGAAAAUUUAAAGAUUGAAUAAACGAUGAAAUUGCCAUUCCCGCUGCUAAUUUACAUGUCUGCCGGACAAUGAACGAGACAUUUUGUUUGUGGUUCAAGCAGGGGCCACCAAGCACUUGUAUUCAUAUAUCCAACAAAAAAUCAAGAUACGCAUGAUACUUCAAAAAAGAAUUAAAAUCUUGACUGAAUUACGGAUUGUUUUCUUUAUUCAAUUUCAGCAUGUUUUAUUGACAAACAAAGGAGUCAAUUGGAUUGAGACAUCAGGCAUUGCCUAUACAAGUCCUCUCACUACAGCAGUGUUCAGAUUUAUAGAACACACAUCCUAUAUGUAUUACAAAUGUUUGAAAUGGAAAAUAAGGCUUUCACGUAUAUAAUAUUAAGCAUGUGUACGAGUAUAUAUGUAUAUACAAAUGUACGUGUAUGUUAGAGUUAUCCACCACCUCAAGCCUGCCGAGUGUGCUGUAACGUUAACAUGUUAGUUUGUGGACAUGUGAUUAGGGAUACACUUAUGUAUGUUUUCAAGUGUAAGAAAUAAACAAUAUCUCUCUCAUAUUACCAGGGUAUUAAAACUAUCAGCAUCAAAAAGAUUUAGGGGUUGGAUGAAGAAUCGAUGAAAAUGAAAAAAAAAAAAUUCUCCUGAAAAAUCCCAACGGACAAAAUAAACAUCUGUGGGUAAAAGAAAACAACUGAAAGGUCCUGGGAUUUGCAAAUGUAAUUGUAAACAGCGCCGGGAAAAUGUUGUUACUGAGUAAAGCGGGGGAAAAUUAAUUAUAAUAUGCAUACAUAAAUCAAGUACGAGACAACAAGUGUUUUCUCCCUGGUUAUAUAAAAAAAAUAGAUAAUGGACAAGGACAAACUCUUUCGCUUUAACAACAAAAUAAAACGCUAUUAUAAACAUCGCGCUGAUCGCACUAGAUAUAUCGCCCCAAAUCUAGGCUAAGCAUUAAAUUUAAAAAACAGGAAACUGAAAAUCUUUAUUAAACGGUACUAUCACCACCUUGUCAUUCGCAAAUUAAAUCGAGCUAAGAAGAGUUACCUCCCAUACUCUUAGAUUGAGCAUUAGAUAUACAAACAAUUUUUCUUGUCAAAAUGACUACAUGCAGUUAAUAGUAUUGACGAAUUUCUUCUAAACAGUAAAUACUCUAUGGGUUGCCAGAGUGAACAGGCAUUCCAAAUAAAAUGUAUAUAUUGAAUAAUCAAAUAUUCCUAGCGAAACCCCUAAAAAGUAUCAGGAUUAAAACUUUAACGAUAUCUGUUUUGUCAUAGGCUUGUUAAUAACCGGAACAAGGACGUGGAGCCUCACCAGUCAAUUAAACAAUCAAUCAAUCAAUAAAUUGCAUCCGCAAAUAACUGUAUGAGGAGAAGGAAGCGUGUGAAUAAAUAAAAUGUUUGAGACGUGAAACUAUCGCAUUCGUGUUUUCUGAUCAAUACAAUAACAAUACAGUGAUCUGUUAUUGCUAUGAACUA